GUUUCUCACUAGUCUCUCAGCCAGCCCAUUGCACGCUUUCUCGCGGUCACGCAGGAGAACCUGCUCUCGGACUACUGGUCUCUUUUGCGGUAUUAUGACUUCCUGUCUGAAAUAAAUGCUCCUUCGACGGAAGCCGAGAAUCGCAAAUUUUUUCACCGAGCUCGAAAUUCCAAGACAGGAGAGCGAAGGGCGGGAGAGCGUGGAGUGUGCGUGACAGGUGCUCGCCUCGCUCGGCGUGGGCUUGUAGCUGAGAUGCCGCCGGUCCAGAGAACCAUGUCAGACCUUCGCUCACGUGCUGAAGGAUAUGAAAAGACGGAGGACGCGUCGGAGAAGACCUCCCUCGCCGACCAGAACGAUGCUCGACUGAUAUUCAUUAACCAGCCGCAGUUUACAAAGUUCUGCAGUAACCGUGUCAGCACGGCGAAGUACAACGUGCUCACCUUUCUGCCACGGUUCCUCUACUCACAGUUCAGAAGAGCAGCCAACUCUUUCUUCCUGUUCAUCGCCCUGCUGCAGCAAAUUCCAGACGUUUCUCCGACCGGAAGAUGGACCACACUGGUGCCGUUGCUCUUUAUUCUUGUGGUGGCGGCAGUAAAGGAGGUGAUCGAGGAUCUGAAACGUCACAAAGCAGACAGCGUCGUGAACAAGAAAGAGACGCAAGUGCUGAGGAAUGGCGCCUGGGAGAUUGUUCACUGGGAGAAGGUGGCGGUUGGGGAGGUAGUGCGAGCCUCCAACGGAGAUCACCUUCCGGCAGACCUCAUCAUUCUGUCAUCCAGUGAACCUCAAGGAAUGUGUUAUAUAGAAACCUCAAACCUGGAUGGAGAAACCAAUCUCAAAAUCAGACAAGGCCUUCAGGUCACUUCUGAGAUAAAGGACAUCGACAGCCUGAUGCGUCUGUCCGGUCGCAUGGAGUGCGAGAGCCCCAACAGACACCUGUAUGAGUUUGUAGGCAACAUUCGGCAGGAUGGACACAGCACAGUGCCACUGGGUCCGGAUCAGAUCCUUCUAAGAGGAGCACAGCUCAGAAACACGCAGUGGGUGCACGGCAUAGUGGUCUACACGGGCCAUGACACAAAGCUCAUGCAGAAUUCCACACGUCCACCUCUGAAGCUGUCGAAUGUCGAGCGCAUCACCAACUUUCAGAUCCUGGUGCUGUUUGGCUGCUUGUUGGCCAUUUCUCUGGUUUGCUCAAUCGGACAAAGCAUCUGGAAGUACCAGUACGGCAAUGAGGCCUGGUACAUGGACCUCAACUCUCCAGAUGGAGGUGCAGCGAACUUUGGUCUAAACUUCCUUACCUUCAUCAUCCUCUUCAACAACCUGAUUCCCAUUAGUCUGCUGGUGACGUUGGAGGUGAUCAAGUUUAUCCAGGCCUACUUCAUCAACUGGGACACUGACAUGCUCUAUGAAGUGACCAACACUCCAGCCAUGGCUCGAACGUCUAACCUGAAUGAAGAGCUAGGCCAGGUGAAGUAUAUCUUUUCCGACAAAACUGGAACACUAACUUGCAAUGUGAUGCAGUUUAAGAAGUGUACUGUCGCUGGAGUGGCCUAUGGUCACAGGUCUGAAAUGGAGGAUGGUAGUUUUGCAGAGGAGGAAUGUCACAGCUCCCACUCGAUGGAGGAAGCCGGAUUUAAUGACCCCAGUUUGCUGGAAAAUCUCCAAAGCAAUCAUCCCACUGCUGCCGUAAUCAUGGAGUUUAUGACAAUGAUGGCAAUCUGUCACACGGCCGUCCCUGAAGGCAGCGAGGACACGAUCACCUACCAAGCUGCUUCUCCAGAUGAAGGAGCUUUGGUCCGCGCAGCACGCAACCUCGGAUUCAUUUUUUCAGCCAGGACUCCGGACAGCGUCAUUAUCGAUGCGCUUGGUCGAGAAGAAAGAUAUGAGCUACUGCACGUACUGGAGUUUACAAGUACAAGGAAGAGGAUGUCUGUCAUCAUGCGCACUCCAUCUGGAAAGAUCCGGCUGUACUGUAAAGGAGCCGACACAGUCAUCUAUGAUCGCUUGGCAGAUAAUUCCAGAUAUAAGGAAAUUACACUAAAACAUCUGGAGCAAUUUGCUACAGAAGGUUUGCGCACUCUGUGCUUUGCCGUGGCAGACAUAUCCGAGUCUUUGUACCAGCAGUGGCAGGAGGUCCAUCAUCGCGCCUGCACCUCUCUACAGAACAGAGCCCUAAAAAUGGAGGAAAGCUACGAGCUCAUUGAGAAGAACCUGCAGCUGCUCGGGGCCACUGCGAUUGAGGACAAGCUGCAGGAUCACGUCCCUGAGACAAUUGAGACGCUGAUGAAGGCUGAUAUUAAGAUCUGGAUCCUGACUGGAGACAAGCAGGAGACUGCCAUCAAUAUAGGACACUCCUGCAAGCUGCUCACCAAGAACAUGGGCCUGCUGGUGAUUAAUGAGGAGACUCUGGAUGGGACGAGAGAGAUGCUGAGCCACCAUUGCAGCAUGCUGGGAGACGCUCUUCAUAAGGAAAACGACUGCGCGCUGAUCAUCGACGGAAAGACGCUGAAGUACGCGCUCACCUUCGGCGUGCGCCAAUACUUCCUGGACCUGGCGUUGUCCUGCAAGGCGGUCAUUUGCUGCAGGGUAUCUCCUCUGCAGAAGUCAGAGGUGGUGGAGAUGGUAAAGAAGCAGGUGAAGGUCAUCACCCUGGCGAUCGGCGAUGGUGCCAAUGAUGUGGGCAUGAUCCAGAGCGCUCAUGUCGGCGUUGGCAUCUCGGGCAACGAGGGACUUCAAGCUGCCAACUCGUCAGACUAUUCCAUUGCACAAUUCAAGUAUUUGAAGAACCUCUUGCUCGUCCAUGGUGCCUGGAACUACAACCGUGUUGCUAAGUGCAUCUUGUACUGCUUCUACAAGAACAUUGUGCUGUAUAUCAUUGAGAUCUGGUUCGCCUUCGUGAAUGGAUUUUCUGGUCAGAUUCUGUUCGAGCGCUGGUGCAUCGGCUUGUAUAAUGUGAUCUUUACAGCUCUGCCACCUUUGACCUUGGGCAUUUUCGAGCGCUCGUGCAGAAAAGAAAACAUGCUUAAAUACCCGGAAUUGUACAAAACCUCCCAGAAUGCCCAGGGCUUCAACACCAAGGUCUUUUGGGCUCAUUGUCUGAAUGGACUCUUCCACUCGGUCAUCCUCUUCUGGUUCCCCCUAAGAGCCUUCCAGCAUGAUACCGUCUUUGGGAACGGAAAAACUCCAGACUAUCUGCUCCUGGGAAACAUGGUGUACACAUUUGUGGUGAUCACUGUGUGUCUGAAGGCAGGCUUGGAGACCUCCUCAUGGACCAUGUUUAGUCAUAUAGCCAUUUGGGGCAGCAUUGGAUUGUGGAUAGUGUUCUUUGGCAUCUACUCCUCCUUAUGGCCGCUCAUACCUUUGGCUCCAGAUAUGUCAGGAGAGGCAGAUAUGAUGUUCAACUCUGGAGUCUUCUGGACGGGGCUGCUUUUCAUCCCUGUCACUUCCCUGGCAUUUGACCUGGCUUACAAAGUUAUAAAAAAGGCAUACUUCAAAACCCUGGUAGAUGAGGUUCAGGAACUAGAGGCUCUGUCGAAGGACCCUGGAGCAGUCGUUCAUGGGAAGAGUUUGACCGAGAGGGCUCAACUACUGAAGAACGUGUUUAAGAAGAGCACAGUCAGCCUGUACCGCUCCGAAUCCAUGCAGCAGAACCUACUCCCUCAGAAGGUAGAGGCCGAGUCGGUUGAGACGUAAAGAUGGCUACGCUUUCUCCCAGGAUGAGAACGGAGUGGUCUCCCAAUCCGAGGUCAUCAGGGCCUACGACACCACCAAGCAGCGGACCAACGAGUGGUGAGAUCCGGUCCCACCGGUCCGGCCCCUCAGCCGCCAGUCAACCUUUUAAAGCUGACAGAAGUUAUGAGCUGUCAGGUUGUUUUUGUCUAGCUCUCUUGCUGGAGCUGAGUAGAACAGAGCAAGAGGUCAGUACUUUGAAAGGGAAUAUUUAGAAAACAAACAAAAAACCAAACAAUUAAAUAAAUCCAUAGUUUUGUCCCAGUGCAGUCACUGUGUCCAGCAGUGUGUGGUUUAUCCUGGACUGCAGUGUUCAUGACAAAUUACAAAUAUUAGGAACUCUGCGAAGACACCAUCAUGCUCUCUUCUCUCACAUUCGUACUUCUGUAGUUAAAGCCAAUAGAAAUGUGGUGGGACAAUGAGGGCAACCCUGCCUGUUUCUCUAAUCAGUGAUGGUGUCUUCAUCCUCUCUCCUGUUACUCUACUUCUAGAACUGGCCAUUGCCAAAGAGUAUAGUCAUAGGACUCGAAUGGAAGGUGUGUUAUGCAUUUGUAGUUACAUUUUCCUCCCCAUGCAUCCUUCACUGAUGUUUACCACUGCACACCUGAAUAGAUUUGUUUGCUCUUUGUUUGCUCUUUAUUUCCUUUAUAAUUUUUAUUAUUUUUUUUACUCAGUUUUUAUUUAAUCAGUUUUUUUUUUUUUUUGUGCCCAAUUCAAUAUUUUUUUUUUUUGUGCCUGAAUCUGUUUCUGCAUUCCACAUGGCACACAGCUGCAAAUCACAAAUGUGCCUAAUAGGAACUUUGUAGUCCCCUAUUAGAGAGAACUUCAGAUCCUUUAGCUAGGUACAGUAGAAUUUCUAAUCCAGUAAGUCGUGAAGCUGCUGUACGUCUCUGCAGUGCCUGGCUGUUCUUGUUUGUACCCAGGAGCUGUUAUGAGCUCCACGUGGAGUCUGUUAUGGGCCAGUUUUGAACGUACCUUAGACGACCCAAAAGUCUGGCUUUCGUCGAAACCACGGCGAGCUGAUCCCACAAAACUGAAGUGCCAUUAGCUCACGGGGGACGCGGCGACGACUUAGCGUAGAGGUGCACCCACUAUCAACAAAAACGUCUUUGUGUCUAUAGUUCUUUUGUGAAUUUGUAUUUUUAUAUUGGACAAGUACAACUUUUUUGGCUCGAGCCGCUUUGUAAAUGAGACAUCGUCCUUUUGUUUUGUCAUCGUUCUAAUGGAAGAUUGGAAGACUGAAACGGUCCUGUUACCUUCAUCGAGGCUUGUUUCCGUUUUCUUUUUUUAGUCGAGUAUGUGCACUAGUUCUCUUCUCCCUGUGGGAGAGCAGGUUCUAUAUUUGUGGGUAUAUUGCGUCUCGUCUGCAUGUGCAUGUGUGCGCGCUUGAAAGUGUGUGGGUGUGAGCGUACCUGUUGUUGGGCAUGUCUGUUUUAAAUGAACCCUGGGGGAAUAACUGCUAAUUUCUUCAUACCGAAUUCCUAAAUCCCUUUGUAUUUAAGAAAGAAGUUGUGUGUGUGUGUGUGUGUGAGAUUAUGACUGUGUAAAACUUACUUGUCUGGGUCCGUGUCUUUCCUGUGUGUGAUGCUGCUCGCUCUUUGUCUGCACGACUCCAUGUAUAAUCAGUGAGAUAUGUGCUGCUGCAUGGCCGUGUAUGUGUGUGGGACGUGUACUUGUGUGUGUGUGUGCGUGCGUGUGUGCGUGGGUGUAUGUAUGGUCUGAGGAGUGUGUAUGUGUCCCAGGCACAGAGAGGUUCUUGUCAGUGAUGCCUAACUUAAAGCUUGACAGAUGAUGUUGCACACUGCACUGUUAAUCUCUCAGUGGUGGUGAGUCUCUCUGAUCUUGAGUAUUAUUUCCAGUAUUACGUGUCGGUCUGUUCGUACUUUUAUUUAAAACUCACAGCGUAGAUCUUUUUUUUUACAUGGGAAUCUCAGCGUUUUCUUUUUUCCCAGCUCUUGUAAAGUACAGCUUCGGUGCGUUUGUCUUCUUCUUAUCUCUACUUUCUGGUGAGCGUUUCGUCGGCACUCGCCGAAGUCGCCGAACACAGUGAGAGUCGGACUCGUGCGAUCGCAAAGCAAUUGUCCGUUUACGUUGUUGGCUGCAUGACUGGAUUAAAUGUUAGUCGUACACUGGUUCUCCUUCAGCUGUCGGUCACUUUAAAGAAGAAAAAGCACUUGUUUCUUUUUUGAUGUUUUUUUUGUUUGUAUUUAAGUUUUGUUUGUUUUUUCUUUCUUUUAUUUUUCUGUUUAAUGAUUGUUCAGCAUGUUGGGAUUGUGAAAUUUUAAGUGUUCUGUCUUUUACUGCCAUAACAGACUAAUGAAAUAAACUUUACACCGUGAA
Silurus meridionalis is the source of this 6066-nucleotide messenger RNA. RefSeq names its product ATPase phospholipid transporting 8A1 (gene atp8a1). The record is from RefSeq and is a predicted model, not a curated record. Gene Ontology annotation, biological process: phospholipid translocation. The transcript is spliced from 39 exons. Bases 253 to 3690 code for a protein of 1145 amino acids. Gene Ontology annotation, cellular component: plasma membrane. Gene Ontology annotation, molecular function: ATPase-coupled intramembrane lipid carrier activity; ATP binding; magnesium ion binding. NCBI's taxonomy places the organism in Eukaryota, Metazoa, Chordata, Actinopteri, Siluriformes, Siluridae.